Molecule: messenger RNA, 3213 nt
Organism: Elgaria multicarinata webbii
Lineage: Eukaryota; Metazoa; Chordata; Lepidosauria; Squamata; Anguidae
Gene: NTRK1
Product: neurotrophic receptor tyrosine kinase 1
Exons: 17
Coding region: 158-2560 (800 amino acids)
Biological process (GO): cellular response to nerve growth factor stimulus; protein phosphorylation; nerve growth factor signaling pathway
Cellular component (GO): signaling receptor complex; plasma membrane; axon
Molecular function (GO): ATP binding; neurotrophin binding; neurotrophin receptor activity
Source: RefSeq, a predicted model, not a curated record
GCCCUUUAAACUGAGCAGAUGUUUGCAUGCACAAGUUCCCUGAUUGACAAGCGGGAAAGAGAGACCUGAGCGCACCACGCCGGCCGUCGGGUGGGAGCAGAUGGGGAUCUACCGGCAGCUUCUAUGAGCGGUGGAGGGUGUUGCCCGUGGAGAAAAGAUGCUCCCAGGCUGUGCCGGACUGGUGCUCUCCCUGGCAUGGCUGCUCCUGCCUCCGUGCGCGGCGUCCCCCUGCCUGGAGCAGUGCCGGUGCUACAUGAACACCCUGCUGUGCCAGGAGCCCAACACCAUCCAGAGCCUGGCACAGCUGCGGAGCUUGGAGAACUUCACCGAAAUAGUCAUUGAGAACCAGACUGCGUUGACCAAUCUCACUCUGGAGGACAUGAAGAACCCCCGAGAACUGAAGAACCUGACCAUCUCGAAGACGCAACUGCAGUUCAUCUCGCCAGACGCCUUCAGAGCCAGCCCCAACCUGACGCACGUGAACCUCGCCUACAACGAGCUGCGGUUCCUGUCCUGGAAGGUUUUCCAUCUCCUCCGUCUGCAGGAGCUGGUUCUUGUGGGGAACCCGCUCCAGUGCUCCUGUGGGCUCCGGUGGCUGCAGCUGUGGCAGCAGAGCAGGCCAGCCGAGGCGUCGGGCAACCAGGCCUUGCGCUGCGUGGCAAGAGGCGGGAAGGCGAUACCCGUGGCGAACAUGAGUGUGGAGGGCUGUGAGUUCCCAACCGUCUCGAUCGAAUACAACCCUGCCCCGGUGGGCGAGGGCGAAAAUGUCAGCCUGACGUGCCGCGUCACAGGAGAGCCACGGCCAGCUGUGCGGUGGCUCGUGCCGGACGUGUGGUCUGACCCUCCCAUCAUCGCCCCGGCCAACGCGAGUGGGAAUUCAGAGUCAGAAACCACGCUACAAAUCCUGAACGUCUCCCCUGACUUCAACCUCCAAAACAUCACCUGCCAAGCAGAGAAUGAAGCAGGACUGAGCGAGGACGUAGCCCAGCUGAACGUGACGUUUCCAGCCAUGAUCCACGAGCUGAGCCGAGCCGUGAACUACCACCACUGGUGCAUUCCCUUCUCAGUGGACGGCAACCCCAGCCCCAGCAUUUCGUGGCUCUUUGACAACCGAGACCUGGAUAUGUCAAAGUACAUCCACAUCGACUUCUUUCAAGACCAGGUCCGCAAUUCCACCACAGUGCACGGCUGCUUGUCUCUCGACAACCCCACCCACGUCAUGAACGGCAACUACACCUUGCUCGUGCGCAACCCCCUGGGGGCCGCCCAGGCCACCGCCUACCAGCACUUCAUGGACACCCCUGAUGAGAACUUCCGUCCGGAGGACCCUAUCCACGUGCUAUUAUCACCAACAAAAACUGCUGAUAGGAACAGGACUGAGCAGGAGCCUGUGGAGACACCAGAGGAGCACACAGUCGGGAUCUCUCUGGCCGUGGUGUUGGCGGUCUGUGCGUGCAUCUUCCUCACCGUCAUGUUGAUCAUCCUCAACAAGUGUGGCCAGCAUUCCAAGUUUGGAAUUAACCGGUCAGCUAUGCUGGCACAAGAAGACGACCUGGCCAUGUCCCUGCAACUCAUGAAUAUGGGCAGCAGCCCCCUUUCCUCCGCCGAGAGCAAGCUGGAGGCCCUGAAGACCAACUUCAUCGAGAACCCACAGUACUUCUGCAAUACAUGUGUGCACCACAUUAAGCGCAGGGACAUCGUCCUCAAGUGGGAGCUGGGAGAGGGGGCCUUUGGCAAAGUCUUCCUGGCAGAGUGCUACAACCUCAGCCCCACGCAGGAGAAGAUGCUGGUGGCUGUCAAGACCCUGAAAGAAGCCACCGAGAACGCCCGGCUGGACUUCCAACGCGAGGCGGAGCUGCUGACGGUGCUGCAGCACGAGCACAUCGUCAAGUUCUACGGGGUCUGUGCUGACGGCGAGCCGCUGGUCAUGCUCUUCGAGUACAUGAAGCACGGAGACCUCAAUCGCUUCCUCCGGUCCCACGGUCCAGAUGCGAAGAUCCUGGAUCACGGGAACGACCAGCCCUUUGGGCAGCUGAACCUUAGCCAGAGGCUGCAGGUGGCCACCCAGAUCGCCUCCGGCAUGGUCUACCUCGCCUCCCUGCACUUUGUCCACCGGGACCUGGCGACCCGGAACUGCCUGGUGGGACACAACUUGGUGGUGAAGAUUGGGGACUUCGGCAUGUCCCGGGACAUCUACAGCACGGACUACUACCGGGUUGGGGGUCGGACCAUGCUGCCCAUCCGAUGGAUGCCCCCAGAGAGCAUUCUGUACCGGAAGUUCACCACAGAGAGCGACAUCUGGAGCUUCGGGGUGGUUCUCUGGGAGAUUUUCACCUAUGGGAAGCAGCCGUGGUACCAGCUCUCCAACACAGAGGCGAUUGAGUGCAUCACCCAGGGCCGUGAGCUGGAGAGGCCCCGGACCUGCCCCUCGGAGGUCUACGACAUCAUGCAGAGCUGCUGGCAGAGGGAGCCUCAGCAGCGGCAGAACAUGAAGGACAUCCACAGCCGGCUGCAAGCCCUGGUCAAGGCUCCUCCUGUCUACCUGGCUGUCCUCAGCUAAGAUUGGGGAUGGGGAGGGAGACGUGGACCGGCUUCUCCGUCCGUCCGUCCGUCCGUCCGUCCACCCGUCUGUCCAGGAUCUGCCUCCCAAACUCCAGCAAAUGGUUGUGCUCGUCUAUGCGAGAGAGAACCCACCCUGGCGAGCAGCAGCACAGGUGACGCUGGCGAGACUGGACGCAACUCCCCCUCAUUCAUACCUGUGACCUGGUGGAGGAGAGGAAGGGGCGGCAGCAGCAGCAGCAGCAGCAGCAGCAGCUCCGUCUAGCGUUUUAGAAGAGCUGUUUGUCUGAGGCGGACCUGAAUCCUCUCCAGGAGUGAGCAUUUGCCUCCGGCUGGCCGGCCGGCCAGCUCUGCCCCUUUGCCCUGGAGGAGAGGCAGGCAGGGGCACACCGGGAAGGCGCUCCCGUCCCCUUCCCUGCUGCACAAAGAACAGCUGCGCGUCAUCCUCUGUGUUUCACCAGCUGCGCUCGUGGGACGGAGUGGACUCCAGGCAAGCCGUGCGUUUUCUGGACUCUGUGGGAGCCGAAGGAGUUUCACAGGCCGUGGUGGUGGUGGUGGUGGUGGGAAUUAGGGGGAAGCGGCUGAGCAACGUUAACUUCGUGUCCUAAGCUUUAAGUCUUUGUCGUUUAUUAUAAUAGAUAGCUUCUGCCUGGG